Thalassophryne amazonica is the source of this 1386-nucleotide messenger RNA. RefSeq lists its product as uncharacterized. The coding region runs from base 127 to 1386 and encodes 419 amino acids. Lineage: Eukaryota; Metazoa; Chordata; Actinopteri; Batrachoidiformes; Batrachoididae. Gene Ontology annotation, molecular function: protein binding. The transcript is spliced from 6 exons. The record is from RefSeq and is a predicted model, not a curated record.
UUUCCAUCCACAGGAGGUUAUCUUUUUUUUAAUUCCCUGGGAGAUGAUGUUGGAGUGAAGAAUUCAUGCGUAAAAAGGUCACCACUUCUUAAGUGGCCUUCCGAUUUCACCUUCCAGCGUUGCAACAUGGCAUGUGCUUUUUUAUUCGGUGUCAUAACUUUACUCUGCGUGGCGGACGCCGCGUCUGACAUCUGCCGUGGCACGCACUGCUCGUCCGGACAGGAUUGGGGCAGACUGUGCGCAGGAGAGCACUGCGCGGUGGGGCGCACGAACGCAGGAGCGACCCCACGGCAGUUUCAUCACGCGCAAUCCAGAACAAGACAAACCUACCGAGGAUACCAACAGGAUGCGCACGCCGCUCAGUACCAAGCCCAAAGCGCGCCCUUGGUACCGUACACGAUUAUUCAGCCACAGCCAGCCGGCUUUACGCACAGAUCGGUCACGGAUGGCACCAGGCGGACCAACCCGCGAACCAUCACGGCGGAGGUUUUCCAUCCAGGGUGCGCCGGUGGGAUCUGUCCAACCGGUGACUCUCAGCGACCCGCGAGUGAGGAAAACGCAUCACGGGAGUGCAAAGGGUUUGGAUGCAAACUGCCGCUCCUGGUGCGCCAAAAAUCUUGCGUUGGAAACAGUUGUCCCGCAGUUGGAGGCGACGAGGGAAGAACGAGCCCGGUUCAUGUGACGGACAGAGCGGCGCAGUUUUUGGAUGAGCUUCCAGACUUUGGAUCGGAUCUUGGAGGGUCACCAGCGGGGAUACAGCUGACAUGUGACCUCAAACCAAGUUCCAACGAGGUUCCAUCAGAGGACGCUCUAGUGCUGCAGCUGCAGCUGUCUAAGGGCCAGGAGAAGCUCGUUGAGGCCCUUAGGGGCCAGCAGGAGGAGAUCAGGGAGCUGCAGAGGAUCCUAAGUGAACAGCAGGGGGCUCUGGUCAAUCAGCAGAGAGAAAUAGUGGAUCAGCAGAGGAGGAUGCUGGAGCAGAUGGAGCAGGUGAAAGGCCAGUACAACAUUUUGAUGGACAGCAUCAAGCAAACAUCCUUAGAGAACCUCCAGGGGGAACUGGACAGUCACAUGGAAACCUUAAGUGGGCAGAUGAGGGCCCACCAUACAGAGCAGGCCCUGGCCCUGCAUAAAGUGGACAUGGAAGCCAGCAUCAUGGAGGUGGGGCGCCCCCUGCUGGCCUGUGGGAGUUGCAGCUCCGAGGAGUACUGCGGAUUUAGCAGUGGCCAUCCUCGUUGUGAGAGGUGCACCGUCUGUCCUGCUGGCUUCUUUCUGGUCGCCCAGUGUUCUGUCCAUGCAGACAGAAUCUGCCAGGACAGAGAUGAAUGUCUUGAAAUUCCCAAUCUGUGUGGAGAUCCACAGAAAUGCCUCAAUACUCCAGUCUACUAA